AUGAUGCAAGUUACAUUCACACGGAAUUUAGUGCGAUUGGCCAAACCAUCGCUGGCCAAUCAAUUUGAACGGCAAUUUAGUCAAUUGCGUGUAUUAACACCAUUGGUUAGUUCAUUGGAUAGAUUUUUGAAACCGACGACGACAACAACAGUAAUGCGUGAUUUCUGCUCGGAGCAGUCCAAAAAGAAAAAGCAAAAGAAGAACCCACCAGCUGUUGAGCAUGUUGGUCGUUUGGACUUUCGCAUUGGAACUAUUGUUGAGGUGAACAAAGCUCCGGAUGCCGACACACUCUAUUUGACGAAAAUUGAUAUUGGAGGCGAAUUUUUAUCCGUUGUUGCCGGCCUCGCGAAAUUCCUUACAGUCGACGAAUUAAUUGGACGGAAUGUCGUUGUUUUGUGCAACUUAAAGCCAUCCAAACUCCGUGGUCACUUGUCGGAAGGCAUGAUUAUGUGUGCAAAAAGUGGCGAUAAAAUGGAAGUGCUUGAACCACCCGCAAAUGCAAAACCUGGUGACUUGGUCUACUGCGAGAGCUACGAACGAACUAUACCUGAUGGAGGACGUGACAAAAAGAAAUUGUACGAUCCAUUAGCUCCAGAUAUGGCUACAAAUGAUCAACUUGUCGCCUGUUACAAAGGCUCAUAUUUGUACGUUCCCGACAAGGGAAACAUUGUUACUAAGUCGCUAAAAAAUGCAAACAUCACGUAA
This is a messenger RNA of Sitodiplosis mosellana (orange wheat blossom midge), 705 nucleotides long. RefSeq names its product aminoacyl tRNA synthase complex-interacting multifunctional protein 1-like. Bases 1 to 705 code for a protein of 234 amino acids. Gene Ontology annotation, molecular function: tRNA binding. The record is from RefSeq and is a predicted model, not a curated record. The transcript is spliced from 2 exons. NCBI's taxonomy places the organism in Eukaryota, Metazoa, Arthropoda, Insecta, Diptera, Cecidomyiidae.